Molecule: messenger RNA, 2187 nt
Organism: Aureobasidium musti
Lineage: Eukaryota; Fungi; Ascomycota; Dothideomycetes; Dothideales; Saccotheciaceae
Source: the annotation of a GenBank genome assembly
AUGGCAAACACCAAAUUGUUACUGUUCUUAUGCUUGGUGGCAGUCUUGCUCUUCGCAACCCCCACCCAUGCCUUUGGCGCCGGAAACAUUGCUUCCAUCUCCAAGAUCGAAGGCAAGAAUUGGCGCCAUGGUGACAUUGAAGAUAUGCUCAAGACGGUCGAUUGUCUAAAGAAGCACAAAUGGACUUCGAUGAUGAUCAAGGCUGUUGAUGUGGGCACUCUGAAAGGCGUUCCUGCAAGCACUAUUCGCAUCCUGGUUUGGGUUCUGGCUUUCAUGACCUUUGGUUAUGCUACUGGUGAGUUCGAGGUCACCGAUGAGCGCCUUGGUGUCUACCGCCCCGAGGAACAUAUCGACAAUCCCAAGGACUACGCAAGUCCGUGUCCUGAUGCGAGACAAUAUGAUGAGCGUCUUCGUGGUCCUGUACAACCAGAGGAACUCGCCAUUGACCCUGAGACUGGAAUGAAGAACUACAUUGCCAACGAACGUGGUGGCUGGGCCACUUCCUCAGGCUAUGUCAAAUACAGCUUCAAGAGAGCCAUCCGUUUUGGACGCAUGUAUACUCACGGUAGUAACAAAGGCGAUGAGAAAGAUUUGUGCGAAGCACUUCGCUGUCUUGGUCAAGCUUUGCAUUGUAUGGUAGGUAUCACACUUGCUUCUACCGACUUUGGUGCUCACACCAACUAUACUGAGCUGGCUCUUCGUGAGCUUGGACAUCACAAUGUCUUUGCUCAUGUCGGUACCAAUACUGAGAUCAAUCUUCGCGGAAAGCGUGUCUUCCCUUUAGUCACUGGAACUUUUGGUGGUGUCGAUUUCAUGCAUUCUGUCCUUGGAGAGGCUACCGACCAUGUUACCCAGAGCGAAGUUGAUGAGAUGCAAAGUGCUCUGAACAACGCUUCGGCCGAAGGAAAGCGUUCUGGAUCUGGCCCAUCUGGAGAAGUGUCUGGUCUGGUUAGCUUGUUGUCAAAAGUGCCAGGCACCGGUUCUCUAUGCCAGGAAGCUGUCCGUCUGCAGGCUGAGUCGGAUCAGUAUGCCGCUCAGAAUGCUGGUGCAGGCGCUCGUGGUUUCGACGACGGUAGCUACAGUCAGGACCGAGCCUGGAAUCCAGUCGCUUCUGCGAACAACACCGCUGAUCCUCAAGCAAUCGUCGCAAAGAUCUACCCCAUUCUCGUCUUCCGCGACAAUGUUGUUCGUAGCAUCAGCAACAUUGUCUCCAAGAUUCCCGGACUUGAAAGUCUCAUUGAAAAGAUCACCGAGAAGGUCACAUUGACAGUCAUGGGUCUUCUUGCACCUUACAUCACCCCUCUGAUUGCCGCCGCCUCGAACAGUCUCAAGCAGGGCAGCAGCAGUGUUGUCGAGGCCAGUGGCAAGCAUCAAUACGAGGUUUGGACUGAUCCUUUCAGCACAGACCCUACUCAUUCUUUGCUAUCUAAAGACCACUUCAGCAAUAUCUUGAACGAGCCCGCGGGUAAAGUCGCUGCUUGUAUCCUCCAAUACGUCGCACCUCGUGUCAUCUACGCCUUCGAUCAUCCAGAUGUACCUGAGGAUGAGGUACUUAACGAUGUCCUUCGUGCCUUCCAUCACCCUGCCAUCCGCGAUCCUCACUGCGAAAUCCAGAAGAACAUGUUCGCGGUUGUUGAGAAUUGGGCUCGUUCGCGUCCAGACGGCGGUCGUGAUCUUGACAGAAUCCUCAGUUCUGAGAGUGUGAAAGCUGGACACAACCACACAGGCGGCGCGAACCCUCAUCUGCACUCUCACGGUGGCCCGGGCGAUAUGCAAAACGUCUUUGGCAUGGGUCAACCUCAGCGCGGCAUGGAUGCAUCUGAUGCAUCUCAACAGUCAAACUAUGGUCAACCUGCUUCACAAAGCGGUUGGGGUGCUCCUCCACCCGCUGAUUACAACCAGCAAUAUCAACAGCCUUACCAGCAACCUGCUCCUGCAGGCUUUGCCAACAAUGACCCCUCGGCGUACCCUAGUGCUUACCAGCAAGGCUACGAGGUUCCGUACAAUGGUGGAGCACCCUACGGAGCACCUCCUGGACCACCUCAGCAGUACGGUGCUCCGCCAUCUGGUGCCCCUCCACAUGGACAGUAUGGUGGGUAUGAUCAGCAGCAAGGAUACGGGCAAGGUCCUCCGCCUGGUUAUGGUCAGGGACACUCGUCUGGAUAUUACCAAGGUGGCGGCUACUAA